This is a messenger RNA of Panicum hallii, 1383 nucleotides long. RefSeq names its product cyclin-dependent kinase inhibitor 6-like. Gene Ontology annotation, biological process: negative regulation of cyclin-dependent protein serine/threonine kinase activity. The record is from RefSeq and is a predicted model, not a curated record. Gene Ontology annotation, cellular component: nucleus. The coding region runs from base 745 to 993 and encodes 82 amino acids. The transcript has 3 exons. Lineage: Eukaryota; Viridiplantae; Streptophyta; Magnoliopsida; Poales; Poaceae. Gene Ontology annotation, molecular function: cyclin-dependent protein serine/threonine kinase inhibitor activity.
UCGCUGCCCCGCCCCCGGCCCCGGGGUCUCCCUCUACCUGCCCGUUUACCGCGGCCGUACCCGAGCCGUGGGCGGGGGGAGGCGGGCGAGCAAGCCCCGCGCGCGCACCGACCCACCCCAGCCAGACCCCACCGAGAGGCGCCGACGGCAUCGCCCGCGCGCACCCCGGCCAAACCCCCCCGUUUCCGUUCUCGCCUUCUCGGCCCACAGGCCACAGCCCGCGCGCGCGCGCGGCGCCCCCAGCCAACGCCGCCAACUCGGCGGCACCGCCGAUUCGGCAGCCUGGCGCGCCCGAGGGUAAGUACAGCCGUGGCUGACAGCGCACCGGACCCCGCGGCCGCGCGACACGUACGCCCCGGCCCUGCUGCGGCUGGUCGCCCACUUUUUCCCCGUCCCAUCCGGCGUCCGUGCCGCGGUAGGCGGCUGCUGUUAUUGUGGCCGACGACUCGACUCCAUCCAUGGGAAUCUCCCGCUCCGCCUCCGCGGCCUCGGUUUCGGUUGGGCGUGCACCCACCGCCCAGGACGGGGAGGCCGGCUAGCCGCUGGCAUAAGUAACCCCGGCUUGCCCCGCCGUUUCCCACCUAACCCCAUCGUUAUCUCCUCCCACCCACGCCCCAACCGGACCCGUAACACCAAACAGUCUCAGGCCCCGACCACAGGCGCAGGUCAGCCCGCCCGCCCGCCCAGGGAGAGGAGGAGAGGGCCUCGUGGAGUGAACAGCAGGAGGACGAAGAAGGAAAAAGUAUGGCCGCCGCCGCUGCCACGGUGACGGCGGUGUCGAGCGGCGGCAAGCGCGAGCGCGACAUUGUCGACGCCGGCAUGCCGAAGAAGGCGAAGAGAGGGAGGCCACCGCCGCCGCCGGAGGAGGUGGAGACGUUCCUCGCCGCCGCGGAGAGCACCUUGGCGCGGCGCUUCGCGGCCAAGUACAACUAUGACGUCGUCAAGGACGCUCCCAUGGACGGCCGGUACGAGUGGGUCCGCGUGGGCCCGUGACACGAUCGCGCAACGGCCACUCCACUCGGCCAGUCAACCGUCAGAUCGAAGAGGAGAGGCCGCGCCCGUGUCCGCUUCGGUGUUGAUUUCUCUUGUACUGUAGCUAGUACUUACCGUGUGUGCAAAACUUCUCCUGGCUGUAAUUAUGCUCACGAGAGGGCUAAUCAUGUGAAGCCUCAACCUUGUACGUCACUACGCCAGUGGAUGUUCCGCUUGUAACCUAGCGUUUGGUUAACAUGUCGUUAUGUGUAGCCCAGGAAAAAAAAAGUUGUAACUUGUCGGUGUGCUCAAUUUGUCGGUUCCCCGUUCAUACCAAUGAAACAGAGUAUUAGGCAUUCAGGCCCACACAGACUUCUCCUCUGCUGAACUGUAACAACUUUUGCCUUCUUA